Messenger RNA from Staurois parvus, 380 nucleotides. The record is from the annotation of a GenBank genome assembly. Lineage: Eukaryota; Metazoa; Chordata; Amphibia; Anura; Ranidae.
CAGCGCGGCGAUGCGCUGUGUCCCUCGGGGUUCACAGAAAGAGCUGAAGAUGUCGGCUCGGUCAUGUGAUCAGCUGUGUCCAAUCACAUCUGAUCACAUGGCACUGAUCAUCAGUGUGCCCCCAGAAGUGCCACCUGUCAGUGCUCAUCAGUGCCAGUGCCCAUCAGUGCCAUGUGCCAGUGCCCAAUCAAUGCCACAUAUCAGAGCAUACCAGUGCACAUCAAUGCCACAUAUCAGUGCCCAUCUGAGCUGCCUUUCAAUGUCACCCAUCAGUGCCAGUCAGUGCCACCUAACAGUGCCAGUCAGUGCCAUAUAUCAGUGUCAUGUAUCAGUGUUGUCGUUCAGUGCCCAUCAGUGAUGCCUGUCAAUGCCCAUCAGUG